CUGAGUGAAGAGACGAAUCAGGGCUUUAAUCCCAGGUUCAAACCUGAGAAAGCGAGAAUUUACGAAUUCCAUCCAGUUUUCACGCGUCUGAGUAAAUGGACGAAUCAGGGCUUUAGCCCCCCACUCACGUGUAAUAAUCACCAUACAAAUCACACCUACAACAUGCACUACCUCUCAUGACUCAAUAUACAACAAUGAAAAACAAUCAACCAACUUUCAUCUACUUCAAAUCCAUUCUUUAACCCAUACCCUUUUCCGAUCCAAACCCAUAUUUGACCAGACCCACAUAACCAAAAUGAUCGUCAAGCGUUCACUUCGCACGUUAUUCCCCGCCGUUUUUGUUUUCGCCGCCGCCGCCGUCACUCUGUACAUCCGGUUCAUCCCCACCGACGCAAUACGACCACAGAACGUGUUUAACGACACUUUGCUGACGUUUGCUGGAGUUGAUUUGGGUGAUUUUUCAUUGAGGCAUAACGUCGAACAAUUGGUGGGCGGAGAUUUCCGAAACACUAGAACUAAUUUCCAGCGCUCGUUUAGGUCAAUUGGACGUUACCGGUUGGAUACUGGAGCUAGAUCUGUCAGGGGUGGAUCAACGGAGGUUAAUUUGCAUCAAAUCCAGAUGAUUUUCAGGCAGAAUUUGGAAAAAUGGUGGCGAAACCGUCGGUUUGACCCGGAUGUAAUGUCAAACAUGGUCAACGAUUUGAAAAGUUCGUUGACUGUUGGGAGGAAGUAUAAGACUUGUGCUGUGGUGGGUAAUAGUGGGAUUUUGUUAAAAACCAAUCUUGGUGAAGUAAUUGAUAGUCACGAGUUCGUAAUUCGGUUGAACAACGCACGUAUCGGCGGUUAUGAACGCUUCGUGGGGUCGAAAACGAGCCUUUCGUUUAUGAACAGCAACAUACUACACUUGUGUUCGCGUAGAGGCGGUUGUUUUUGCCAUCCGUAUGGCGAAAAUGUCCCCAUUAUGAUGUACAUGUCUCAACCGAUACAUUUUCUCGAUUACAUUGUAUGCAAUUCGUCGCAUAAAGCGCGGUUAACAAUCACCGAUCCGCAGCUUGAUGUGUUAUGCGCGCGGAUUGUUAAGUAUUAUUCGGCGAAAAGAUUUGUUGUGGAAACCGGGAAGGGGUUGGAAUCAUGGAGUUUGUUACAUGGUGGGCCCGAGUUUCAUUACUCGUCGGGUAUGCAAGCGGUUAUGCUUGCGUUGGGGGUUUGUGAGAACGUUAGUAUCUUCGGGUUUGGUAAAUCAGGUGGAGCGAAACAUCAUUAUCACACGAAUCAGAAAAAGGAGCUUAGUUUGCAUGAUUAUGAGGCGGAGUAUGAUUUCUAUGACGAUCUUGUUAAGAACCCGAAGGCGGUUCCUUUUGUCUCGGAUAGGUUUAAGUUUCCGACUGUUGUAAUACAUAGAUGACAAAUUGACAAUGUUGACACAAUGUUUAGAUGUUUUUAGAUAUGGUGAUGAGUUUCUAGUUUUACAUAGAUUGAUUGAUGUAAUUACAUUUUGAAAGAUAUACAAACAUAUGUGGGAAAUUUAUGUUUGUUGUUAUCAUUUAAA
This is a messenger RNA of Helianthus annuus (common sunflower), 1549 nucleotides long. Its product is annotated as beta-1,6-galactosyltransferase GALT29A. The record is from RefSeq and is a predicted model, not a curated record. Gene Ontology annotation, molecular function: sialyltransferase activity. NCBI's taxonomy places the organism in Eukaryota, Viridiplantae, Streptophyta, Magnoliopsida, Asterales, Asteraceae. The coding region runs from base 296 to 1405 and encodes 369 amino acids. The transcript has a single exon.